UGUACGUAACCUCUGAAACUUCGUGCGCAAUGGAGGCUCAUUUUCAAUAAAAUUUUCCUGCAUGUACGUAAUGUGUUUUUGAGAGUUAAAAGUGGAGCAUUUUGUGUGAUAGUGAGACUUUUAUUCUCUGUGAAAGCCAGUGAACAUAUUGCCCUAGAUCUCUACUGGCAUGGAGCUAGGAGCGCACUGAUAGUGAUAGUCUACGAGAUCUUGGUUUCUAUGCAUUGCCUGCCAAAGAAGAACUGAGCCCAAUGUUUCCACACAAUUCUAGUUCACAUGAGAUUUCUACCGAAACAAAUGCCUUCGUACAAAAUUCCAAGGGAGAUGUAGUAGUAUUAGAGGGAAGCAGUCUGAGUGGGGUGGGGGAGGGGAACGGACCAGAGCACGCUAGGUACUGUGAUAUCAAAUCCAUAAACAGCAGCAUGAUGGCAGCACCUACCAGCCACCCCGAAGCUACCGCCGCCAAUGACUUCUUAACCGUCCUGUCGAGCCAUUCUGGUGAGUUCAGCUCAGCCAGCAUCGGCGAGGCCCGCCAGUCAGUGGCGCCAGCAACCACAAAAAACCCAACAAAUCACCUUCUAACCUAUGAUAAUAAUAAUAAAGUAAAUAACCACAACAACAAUGCAGAACAUAAUCAUCACAGAAAGCAAAACACACUGAGCUUGCUUGGUCAGCUGGGCAGCUCUGCCGAUAACUCUAAGUCUACUUGUAAGCCGUUAAGUGAUAAUAAGGAUAGCUUUAGAGAUCUAAGCAUUAGGGUACUAAAGAUAAGUCUAUAUCUAAAUGUUAGGAGGGGUGAUGCGCGCUAUCCCGCUGGGGUACCUAGCCUAGUUAGGAUACCCAAGUCUGAUUACCCCCAGCGGCUGCCGCAUCUCGCUGACUCUGUCGACAAUUACUCCUUACUAGGGUCCCGCCUUUGCACAGGCGACAACAAUAACCUUAAGGCUAAUCUUAGUUUCGUAAGUAAUAAUAACUCCAAGUCUGUGAUAUUGCUCAGCUCAACCAGUUACGGUGAUUAUUAUCUUCUUCUCGACAAGAACAACAAAAACAACAAGAGCCUUGCCGAAGAUUCUUACUUUAUUGACGUCUUGGAAAGCACGAAAUCACUAAACGGUAACCGCUCUCUGAUUAGCGAUCUCGCGCACAUCCGACGAUGCAGUCAACCAACAACAACAACAACAACAACAAGAAACACGGCAAAAAGUGUCUUUGAAUUGCAAUAUUGUUCGAAUGAAAGCACUACUCUCGAGACAAGAUUGUUCCCCGCUUACGCUCAGAAUUUCGCGGCGCAUUCCGCCAGUUCUUCCAUUACGCUUAUCGUUUCCAAAAACGAAAUCACCGACCACGCUCUGCAAUCUUUCCUAGAGAGUCUCACACGAGUCCGAGAAUCAUCUACUUCUCCACUAGGGCACGUCACCGUGACCGAGCUGACGCAACGCAUAUGUGUUCCAUUAUUGAUAGAAUCUAAGCGUUAUGAUAACGACGUUGGUAAUAAUUAUUGUAAUAAUAAUGAUGAUGAUGAUGAUGAUAACAAUAGCGUUAGGUGUAUCGGUGAAGAAAUGAAUAUUAGAAACAAUAAUCCAGAUGUUAUCCAAGACAUUGUUAACGUCGCUGUGUGCUACAAGACUAGUUGUAAAAUGACUACUAAUGUUAGGACAUUAGGGUCUCAAAAUGAUGGUAUUAGCUGUACCGAAGCAACAAUGUUUACUGUUGGUGCUCUUUCAUUUCAGGAUAACGAUAAGUCUAACAAGCCUCUAAACGCUAGCUUUAAGAAUGAUAAGUAUCAAGUGUCUACUAAGGUUGGUCAUGAAUCUAACUCUAAUGUUAAGUCUGUAUCUAAGUCUAGCGAUAAGUCUGAUAUGUCUCGUACCAUUCGGCACGACAAAUACAAUGACAAAGAGGAAAAUUUACUGUCGGCCGUCAACAUUCCUACAUUGACUACCUGCGAGCCUACGAUGACGCUUAAUUGCCAAUCAGCCACCGUCACAUCCCAAACAAUUGCUGUUUCUGUACCUGUUUCUCAAAAUGAGAAUUGCUCGAACGAUGACGAUGACGAUGACGAUGAAAAAAUUUUGACAAAUGUUGACAAUGAUGAUAAUAACAAUAUUGAUACUAGAUCGAUAUCAAAAAUCGACAAUGACAAUUUGAUUUCAAGAAACGAAUCAAAAAUGGACCUUUUAUCACACGCACCCAAUUCUCUUAUCAAAUCACAUGACAAAUCGAAUAACGAAUCAUCUCAAUUGAUCAACUAUAUUCGCACCCUCAUUCCAGCAUAUCAAAAAGCUUACCAAAACGACAAAAACAACUGUGAAAUUGAACGUCAACGACUGAAUGUUGCCUUGAAUACUCUAUUUAGCCGACCGUUGCGUAAAUGUAACGAAAUUCUUAAACCAAUUAUCGAUUAUAAACGACGAUGGGGAAUUCCCGUGAUUUGCCGCUUAAUUGGCGGCGGUGAGAGUUCAUUGAAUACGAGUGGAACUGCUAAUUGGGGAACAUCUCAAGCAACAACGCCGAAUAAUAACAAUGCAACGCAAUCGGGUUGGGGUGGAACGCCCGGCAAUCCACCGGGCAACAGUGGACCGCCAAAUAAUUGGGGUGGAAACAAUGUGAAUCGACCUCAAUCGAUUACUGGCAAUCCAAAUCAAAAUAAUCAAGGCCCACCUGGCAAUCAGAACAAUCAGGGAAAUGUUAAUAAAACGAACAAUGCAAAUCCACCGCAAAACUCACAAACUGGACCGCCGACAUCGCAAUCGAACAACACGGUUCAAGGUGGUAAUCAGAACAACGCCUCGUGGCCGCAAGGGAAACCGAAUAAUCCUGUUGGACCGGGACCGAAUCAAACAACGCAGAACAACAACAGUAAUAAUGUGCCACAACAACAAUCGUCCACGCCCAAUGCCAAUAAUAAUCAAAUUAGUAAUUCUAAUCAAGGACCGGUUGCUGCCACCACGCCAACAACCACCAAUCCAUCGACCAAGCAACAAUUGGAACAACUCAACACCAUGAGGGAGGCACUAUUCAGUCAGGAUGGCUGGGGCUGUCAACAUGUGAAUCAAGACACAAAUUGGGAUGUGCCAACAUCCCCUGAGCCAAGUUUAACCAAAGAUGGCGUGCCAAUGUGGAAACCAGCAGUGAAUAACGGUACUGAUUUAUGGGAAGUAAAUUUGCGCAAUGGUGGACAACCACCCCCUCAACCUCAAGCUAAAACUCCAUGGGGUCAUACACCAUCGACAAAUAUUGGUGGCACAUGGGGCGAGGAUGACGAAGCUGCCGAUUCAUCAAAUAUGUGGACUGGAGCACCUGCACCUAGUCAACCAAAUACUCCACAGUGGCCGGGUGCUACCGGUAAUCAAACCGGUGGAUCCAAUUGGGGCGAUCCAAGAAUUGAUCCACGUGAUCCACGAGAUAUUCGAUCGGUGGAUCCACGUGAAAUGCGUGAUCCACGCGAUCAUCGUAUGUCUCUUGAUCCAAGGGAGCAUAUACGUGUUAUUGAUCCAAUGGCGCGUGAUCCAAGAAUGGCCGAUAUGCGUGGCGAUCCACGUGGUAUUUCAGGACGUCUUAAUGGAGCUGGAACUGACACAAUGUGGGGACAACCACCAGGACCACCGCAUCAUCAAAUGGGCCAUCAGCAUCCGUCCGGUCCACCAACAAAAAUGAUUAAUCCGUCGAGCAUGAAUCAAUGGUCUGGUCCACCACAAAAGGAAAUGAUGCCCGGUGGCAAGCCAUCCGGAUGGGAGGAGCCAUCGCCACCAACUCAACGACGAAGCGUACAGAAUUACGAUGAUGGAACUAGUCUCUGGGGUAAUCCAGGACCUAAUCAACGCACCAUGCCGGGAACCAAAGUUUCUCAUUGGAAGGAUUUGCCAGUUCCGAAUAUUGCACGUGGAGCAAUGCAAUGCCCUCCAGGAAUGCCACAAAAUCGUAUGCCCGGUCAACCAGGCAUGAAACCGGACGUCGGCGGUCCCAUGUGGAGUCAUCCAAGUGGUCCGGGUGGACGAAACGGAUCAUGGGGCGAUGGACCGCACGAGACUGCUGCUUGGGAUGAAACAAAAGGACCCACAACAUGGAAUGAACCACAAUUGAAUCCGGCCUCUUGGGGCGGACCCGCUGCACAUAAACCAAAGCCAAUGGGACCCACUGGAAGCUGGGCCGAUUCUGAUAUGGAACCAACAUCAAGCUGGGGUCAUCCUUCCAAACAAACUCUCACCAAGGAGAUUAUUUGCAAUAGUCGCGAAUUCCGCUCUCUCUGCGAACUUGGCUACAAGAAGGAAGAUGUUGAGGCAGCUUUGAGAAGUCGUGAGAUGAAUCGUGACGAAGCACAAGAACUAUUGAAUCAAGUGCGUCCACUGGAUCAAUGGCGCCGUCAUGAAGCACAUUCUGGUUAUGAGCUUGCUAAUCAAGCAACCUCAGGUCCAAGUUAUCCAAGAUUCAAUCACGUCGCGCAGCAGAUGUCAUUCCCUCCGGGGGCUGGAGUGCCCAGCGGGGCGGCUACUGGCGGCGUAAGUGGUUCUGUGGCCAGCGCCAGUCUUCUCAAGCUACAACAGCAACAACAACAGCAGGCAGCUGUUCAACUCCAGCAACAACAACCCAGUUCCAAUGCACCGCAGCCUCCUUUUAACCAGGCAUCGAGAACGCCACAAAAUCAACCGAGCACUCAACAACUGCGUAUGCUUGUGCAACAAAUCCAACUUGCUGUUCAAGAGGGCUAUCUCAAUCAUCAAAUUCUAAAUCAACCAUUAGCGCCACAAACAUUGAUUCUUUUGAAUCAACUCUUACAACAGAUCAAGGUUCUUCAGCAAUUGCAUCAACAACAGAAUGUACAAAGUUCUGUCAAGGGCAAUAACCAAACACUUCUGCAGAUCAACAUUCAAAUUACAAAGACCAAGCAGCAAAUUGCUAAUCUACAAAAUCAAAUUGCUAUUCAACAAGCAACUUACAUGAAGCAGCAGCAGCAACAACAGCAUCCAGCUGCUCCAUCACAGAGUUCUGAUUAUUACAAAACACCCGUUCACGAUCCCAUCAGCGCUCUGCAGAAUUCCUUCAGUGAUUUGUCAAUGAACAAGGAGCAACCACCAGUUAGUCAACAACAGUCUAGAUUGAACCAGUGGAAAUUGCCCUCGCUUGACAAAGAUGGAGAUUCCGUGGUCAAUGAAUUUUCACGCGCUCCUGGCACUACCAGCAAACCACCGCAAGCACCUGGUGGACUCACUCAGUCACAUUCAAGUCCAAAUAUGAAUCCCCUGUUGGGUCAGAGCGAUGGACCUUGGUCCACGCGACUCGGCGAAAGCGGCUGGCCUGACGCAGGAAACAGCGACUCCACUGAUGGCAAAGACUGGCAACCAGGAGGCGCCGCAUUCACCGAUCUUGUUCCUGAAUUUGAACCUGGCAAACCAUGGAAGGGUACGCAGAUGAAAAGUAUCGAAGACGAUCCUAGUAUCACUCCUGGUUCAGUCGUUCGUUCACCACUCUCCUUGGCUGCCAUCAAGGAUCCUGAUGCAUUAUUUUCAUCGAGCAGCAAAUCAUCUCCACCGCCUCAGUCGGUCAACGCUGAAACUUCCAUUCCAAGCCUCAGUAAUUCGACGUGGAGCUUCAACCCACCUGCAACUACACCCAGUGCAUUUACUAGUGCGAAAAACACAUGGGGUGAAUCGGCACCACCACCAACGGCAGUGACCUCAGAAUUGUGGGGCGCACCAAUGAACAAGGCUCGUGGACCACCACCUGGUUUGAGCAGUAAAGGCAGCAUUGGAAAUGCAAGCAAUGGAUGGAGUGGCUUAAGUUCCGUUGGUCGCUCCGCAAGUUCCUGGGGUCUACAAUCCGGAGGUGGUAACUCUGGAUGGGUCUCCACUUGGCUUCUACUCAAGAAUCUAACACCACAAAUUGAUGGUUCAACACUCAAAACUCUCUGUAUGCAACAUGGACCGGUUCAAGAUUUCCGGCUCUACCUGAAUCAUGGAAUUGCACUCACCAAAUACUCAUCGCGAGAUGAAGCCAUAAAGGCUCAAGGUGCAUUAAACAAUUGUGUCCUCGGCAAUACAACAAUAUUCGCAGAAUCUCCUGGUGACAGUGAAGUUCACACUUUAUUGCAGCAGUUAAGUCACGGCGGUCAACAGCAGACAAGCGCUUCAGGCAAUAGCGGUUGGGGUCUUCGACCAACGAAUAAAACAGCUCAACCACCAGACACUUGGGGCGGCAGUUCCAGUCAAUUGUGGGGCGCUCCACCAUCGAGCAAUUCAUUAUGGAGCAACGCUGGACUUGACAGCAGCGAUCAACAACGAGCAACUCCAAGCUCACUCAAUUCGUACUUGCCCGGAGAUCUUCUGGGAGAUGUGUAUGCUUGAAAAGUAUCAUCUCAUGAGUUGGUCGAAAUUUGAUUUUUUUUGGUAGAAAAUGAGAAAAAAAAACAUCGUAUUCAACGGCGAUCCGGAGAAUCAUAAAAAAAAAUUGCUCAGGAGCUUUUUCUUAAACAAAAAUUUCUCAUUUUUAUGAGCGGCACUUUUUUCAAAACACCUUCUUUGAGGCAUGUGGCACAUAAUCAAAUUGAUCAAAAAAAAAAAAAAAAAAGAAACAAAUUGAAUUCUAAUGAACUGUAUAGCACAGUCAAAGACAUCGAAAGACUGAUGGAUGUUUAGAUUUUAACUCUGAAAAAAAAACCGCAGAACCUCACAGGGAAAUACUUCCUUGACUAAUUAAUGACGAAACUAAAAGACGAGAGAGAGAGAGAGAAGAAGAAGAAGAAGAAAAGAAGAGAGAUUCUAUAGUGAUCGCCGUCAUUAGCGACUUUUUUCAAAAAACAAAUAUACCGAUUCUUCCGUGUGACCAGUCAUUUGUAAAAUUGGACCUGAGCUCUCGACGCAUGACUGUCAAAAAAAGAAAAAAAAAUUUUUUUUUUCCAUUUUCCUUUUAUCGAUACGCGCGAAUGCUCAUGUGGACCUAGUGGACCUUAUACAUACAUAUAUAAAUUUAAGACUGUUUUAAGCCAUAGAACUGAUAUUAACAAUUAUUAUCCAAGUCAAUGAAAGGUGUGGGAAUGGAAAAAAUGGGAAUUCUAUACUUAAACGAAUGUUUAUGAAAGUAUUUAUUUUAUUUACGUAUAUUAGUAAGGCUCGUUUAGAGAAAACAACCGAAUGGGAAGGGAAAAGGGGGUGGGCGGGGGGUGAAGAUUAAAAAAAAGUAGGCUUCUUUAAAUUACGCACAGUGUCUUAAGGCUGGCCACCCUGUGUCUUUUCUUUCUCAAAAAAAAAAAUAUCCAGCACACACACACAUAAACAUACACUAAUUUAUUCCUGUAAAACUCAUCUAAUUCUUUUUUUUGCUAAUAUUAUUAGGAAAGUGAAAAAAAAAUCCUUAUUGCUAAUAUUAUUAGGAAAGUGAAAAAAUUCUUAUUAGAAAAAAAAAACAUUCUUAGGACAGGAAAAAAAUACACAUGGAACUCUGAAUCAGUAAAAUUAAUUCACGCUGUUUAAAAAUGAAAAAAAAACCAAACUAUAAUUUAUUCUAGCUUGUAAUCCGUAAAAAAAAAUCUGCACCCUAGUGCCAUUGAAAGGAUUCCAUCCACCAAAGAUCAAUUUUUAGUCUUGCUUUUCUGUUUUAUUCGAUACUUUCUCUUUUUUUUUAAUGGGGAAAAAAAGGAUUUCAAGUGGAAUAAUUAAAAAAAACAAAGGCUUGAAAUUAAUUUUAAUGUCUCAGAGAAUCCUUUCUACCUUGUUUCGUGCAAUCAUAGAAUUAGUUAGAUUUUAAGAGAAGAAAAUAGAGCCUUCUGGGCAGGGACGGUUUCAAUAAAUAAAAAAAUAUAUUUGUAGGAAAAAUUUACUUAGUUUUGAAAAAUGAGAAUGUAAAAAUAUUUUUUUUUUGGAAAAAUUUCUCCUCGUGCUCGGAAGACAAGAAGUUUUCGUUUAGUCUGAUGUCCGUACAAACUGAUAAUGUUCCUUCUUUUAUUAAUAUUUUUUUCGAUAAUUAUAUAUACAUAUAUAUGAAUAUAUAUUUAUAUGUAAAAAAUUAUUCUCGUUACUCGACUGCUGUUAUCCUCAUAUCGACAAAAUCCUCUCCGAAAAAAAUUAAAUGAAAAAAACAUUUUUUAAAUUGUAAAGAAAAGAAAUCAUCGACUCGAAGUUCGCUCUCUAGCAAGUCGAGAAAUGAGGUGACUAGUCGUGAUUGCUUAGUUAUUAUUAUUAUUAUUAUUAAUUAUUACUAUUAUUAUUAUUAUAUUAUUUUUAUUAAUAUUAAUAUUAUUACUAUAUUUAUUAUUAUCGUAUUAUUAAUUAAUUUUAAACGCUCUCCUCUGCUCGGCUUAAUUUUAUUCAUGAGCCUCUUCUUGUCGACCGAGCGAAAAUUAGUAGAAAAAAAAUUCCGUUUUUAGUGAUUUUUCAACUGUUUGAACUGAAAGUAAGAAAAAAAAGUGUUUAAAAUAAUUUCUCUCGAAUUCUUCUCAAAAUAUGGGAAAAAAAUUGUUUUAAUCAUUUUUUUUUGCGAUUUUAAAUCCCGAAAAAAUUUUUAAAUAAUUUUAUCUGGAAAGAAAACCCUGCUCGACGAUCUCUACUGGGAACAGUUGAAAAUCGCCAACGAGGUAUUAGAUACACACUCCAAAAACCUCAACGCAAGGCCUUAAUAUACUUAUCAUAGUCGUAUUAAAUGAAAUAUGGAUGCAUAUUACGUAAAAA
Messenger RNA from Leptopilina heterotoma, 8660 nucleotides. It is a transcript of the gene gw, whose product is annotated as protein Gawky. Gene Ontology annotation, molecular function: RNA binding. The record is from RefSeq and is a predicted model, not a curated record. Gene Ontology annotation, biological process: positive regulation of nuclear-transcribed mRNA poly(A) tail shortening; miRNA-mediated gene silencing by inhibition of translation. The transcript has 16 exons. The coding region runs from base 252 to 6341 and encodes 2029 amino acids. Lineage: Eukaryota; Metazoa; Arthropoda; Insecta; Hymenoptera; Figitidae. Gene Ontology annotation, cellular component: nucleoplasm; P-body.